AUGCCAUUGAUCUUUUCUGCUUGGGAUACUUGGCUUUCGGGUUUGCUCUUCACAUUUUGUUUACUGUCGACGACGUCUGCUCAACCGAUAUCUUCUAUCACUGUCACACAGCGGUCCGAAGAUUCGAAUAAAUCGAGUCAAUUACCUAUCCAAAUAGGUGGAAUUGCAGCCAGCUACGUAAUCUUCGAUGCGAUAGUCGUCUUUCUUCUACUCUUUGUAGGAAGACGACUCCGGAGAGCAGCUCACGCCUCCAACUACUCCCUUGAUAUGGUAAUGCUGCAACCUCUCAACAACGAAUUCGCCAACAGCACCGAUCCAAGUCCUAUUUCUGGUUAUUCAGUCGACACCCAAUUCCCAAGUCCAGUCAAACCACGCGGCUGGAAUAUGUCGUGGACAAGUGUGACCAAGGGCCACAAAGCCCAGAGCUCGAUGAAUAGUAGUGUUGCUACUGUUGACGAAGAUGUCGUAACUGCGGACCGACGACGAGCGCAGGAAGAGAUGGAGUUUUUGUAUGCGGCGGUCAUGGAGCAUGAUGCCAAAAAGGCCUCAGCUCAUAACUCGCCUGUGAUGGAGGAUAAGUCUCCAAUAGCUUCACCCAUGGCAUCGCCACGAUUCGCAGAUCCGAACACUGCCAAUCAGUAUCCAUCUUUCCCACUACAGCCUACCGUCCAGGCACCCUUGUCCCCCCGACAAGGAAGCAUAGCAACAAACAAAUCCCGAACAAGCCAACGACUAUCCAGACUCUCCAGUCUAUCCAUUUUCAGUCCCGGCCUACGUUCAUCCUCUAGCUCCAACAAACUCAAAUCACCCCGCUCAGUCCGCGACCUACCCAUCUCACCACCCUUGAAAUCACCUGACCCAGUGGAAACAGCUGCCGUAACAGCUACAGCAGCUACAUUCCAAGACAGCGCACCACCAAUGUCACCACGAAUAUACAACCCCGGUCCUCCACCCACAGCCCCUUUGCCAGGUACCAACACCAUGCAGACGCCCAAGGGAUUCAUGCUUCAACCCAUCACCACACCUAGCAGCAUGCGCUCAAACGCUCCUGCGCCGUUGAGUAUCAACAGCAGUAACUCCACCUUGCCCUUCCGUCAACAGUUCAACCCUCCCAUGAGCGCACCGCCUACGAAGACAACCAUCUUAGAGAGACCGGUCCAUAUCCCCGGCGGACCGCGCACCGGCAUGCCUACACCAUACAGUCCAUACAUGCCAUUCACACCCGUGACGCCAAUGACCCCGAGUCGGCUUGUGACGAAACGGGAUAGGAAACGUCUCGAAAAGUCGAAUGGACUGAAGGUCUUGCAUGAGGAUGAUAUGGUUAAGAGUGAUGAAGAUUUAUGGGGGAUGUAA
Molecule: messenger RNA, 1353 nt
Organism: Talaromyces marneffei
Lineage: Eukaryota; Fungi; Ascomycota; Eurotiomycetes; Eurotiales; Trichocomaceae
Exons: 1
Coding region: 1-1353 (450 amino acids)
Source: RefSeq, a predicted model, not a curated record